CUCCCGGAUCACAUAGUGCAGCAGUCUGCAAAGAAAAGUGACCACAGGCGGAGCCGUGUCUGUCUGUGUGUGUGUGCGCGCGUAUAUGUGUAUGUGUGUUUGUGUGUGUGUGCAGCCCCUCUGCGCCUGAACGGAAUCAUUAACCUCAGUUCCACCACAGCAGGGGAAGGUGGAGGAAAAAAAAACAUCUCGCGUUUUUCAGGAAUCAUUGUGCGCGCUGCGUAAUUGUGGACGCGUAAAAUUGAGGAUCUAUGAGGGCGCAGGCAGGUUUCUCACUUUCAGCACCAGACCGAGGGAACAGGGAGUGAUUCACCCCCACCACGCCCCCCUCCAGCCGCCAGCCUGCAGACCCCAUGCCGGGCAUUAGCUCCGCCGCGCCUCGUUAUGAAAGCUGGGACAUGGACCACCUCGACCACUACCAGCACUAUUUCUACGACGACCACGACCCGAAAGAGGAUUUCUUCAAGUCCACGGCGCCCAGCGAGGACAUAUGGAAGAAAUUCGAGCUGGUGCCGACCCCGCCCAUGUCCCCGGUGCGGGCGGUCGAAGGGUCGGGCCGGGUCGGGCUGCUGUGCCCGUCACUCGGGGACAAGCUGGAGUGGGUCUCGCAGUUCCUGGGGCAGGAGGACGAGCAGCAGCAGCAGCAGCAGCAGCAGGAGCUGCCCUUCAAGCUGACCGCGACCAACGACUCCUUCGGGAACCUGAGCUCCAUCAUCAUCCAGGACUGCAUGUGGAGCGGCUUCUCGGCCGGCCAGCAGCUGGAGAGAGUUGUGGCGGAGCGCUGCGCCUCCUGUCCCGGGACGGCGGCGGCUGUGGCGGCCACCGCGAAAGUCGCAGCCGCGUCUGCAGUCACGUCCCCGGGGAGGGCGCAGUGUGGCCCCGUCGACACGCCAGCCCUCAGCGGCUUGGCGGCGGACUGUGUGGAUCCCGCUGCGGUGCUCACUUUCCCGUUAACCGGGGGAUGCAAGAAACAAGUGUCCUCGGGUUCCGAGUCUCACACCGACUCAUCAGAUGAUGAAGACGACAAGGAUGAGGAUGAAGAGGAGAUUGACGUGGUGACAGUGGAGCACAAGCAGCAGCAGCAAAAACCACGUCGGCUAGUCAAUACCCGUAAACCCGUGACCAUAACGGUGCGGGCUGACCCCCUUGACCCCGGCAUGAAGCGUUUCCACAUCUCCAUCCACCAACAGCAGCACAACUACGCUGCCCCAUCCCCGGACACUCUCCCCACGCCAGCUGAACCUCCUCGCAAGAGGGUACGGCAGGAGGCCUCCACACAGGCAACCCAGCCCCACCAGAACUCUCACUACCACCAGCCCCGGCUCGGCCACACCCCUCUGAACUUAGACGGCAGAAAGUCUCAUGGAACCGCGGCAGGGGUGAGGUCCGAGUCGCCAAACCUCAGCGCCUGCUCUCCUACCUCCUCCAUGUCGCCUUCAUCCCCUCCCUCCUCCUCCUCCUCUUCCUCCUCCCAUCCCCAAUGCUCCCCAUCGAAGCCCCACUUCUUCUCCCACCUCUCCAGCCCCCAGUCCUCCGACUGUGAGGACACAGACAAGCGCAAGGCGCACAACUUCCUCGAGCGCAAGCGACGGAACGACCUGCGCUCGCGUUUCCUGUCACUGCGGGACGAGAUCCCGGGCUUGGCGGACUGCCCCAAGACGCCUAAGGUGGCGAUCUUGACGCGAGCCACGGAGUACCUGCAGCAGCUGCACACCAGCGAGAGGCAGAAGACUCAGGAGAGGAAGCAGCUGAAAGCCAGGCAACUGCAGCUGCUGCAGAGGCUGGCGCAGCUCAAACGCUCCUGAGUGCCAGGCCGUCACCACACACCUACACUCACAGAACUCAAUGGGACUACAUGAAGGAGAAAAGACACUAAUGUUCACUUUCAGUUUGUCACUUUUGGAAUAGUGCGGGUGGAUGUUUGUUUUUGUUAUGUUUUUUCUUCUGUUUUCUAUUUUUGUGGUUUGCACAUUAGCUACUGAGUGAUUGACAAGGCCACAAGCCGGUCUGAACAGCAAGCUAGGGAUUGAACUAAUGAGGAAUCUUAUGGGCAAAUUAAUAAUUUCAGUAUAGAUUUGUCAAACUGGUAUGUUUCCCCUUAAUAAAAAUGUUCUGUUGCUUGCUACUGAAAGGUCUGCUGUGACAGCUUCUAGUUGAUAAACUACUACAUCUGUGCUGUUUAGCUGCUGCAUGGUCUGGUCUGACGUCUCCUCUUUCUCUCAAUCUGAAGAGCCCCCUAGAUUUGAUUUCUCCUUCAAACUUCUGCUUUGUUAUGAUAUUUUCCAUUUACCACCAAUUCCCCCUCAUUCUCUGUAGCAUCUAAUCUCUUCCCUGCUGUCCUUCUUCGUUCCUCUGUCUCCCCCGGCCUCAGCAGCUACUUUCUAUCUUUAUACCUGCUGAUAAUGGAGAUGUAGGGGGCUGUAGUUUGACUGUACUGAGCCAUGCAACAGUAACAUUACAACUGGAUGGACGCGGUGUGCUCAGCACCUCCUGAAAUAGCUCAGGUUAAGUCCUGACGUCUGUGCCUGCAGGUUUCCACUGACUCCACUUGUUGAUUUUUCUUGUUUCAUCAGAAAUGUUUUGCCAGCAGCACUUUUGCCCACAGUAACCGCCUGUUCUUGAGCAGUAUUUGGAGAAAAUGAAAACAACUUGUUGCCAUGCAGGCAUUGUUUUGAGAUUCAUCAUAUUUUACAAACAACAAUCUGCAAAAAAAUGUGUGAAAAUGUUGAUUUCACACUCUUAAUAUUGUGUGAUGGAGACCAGCCAAAGGGUGAAUGUCUACUUCAGUUAAUUAACCAAAAGAAACUCUUAGAGAGCAUCUUCAAUUAAAUCUGUACGUCAGAGAUGCCAACUUCUGCUUGGAGAGGAAACCCACUGAGUUCCAACAGUAUAUUUCUUUUUUUUUGUUUUCUGCAUUGAUGUAAUGCCUUUAGAAGCCUAAGCUGUUGGAUGUUAUGUAUAUAGUACCCUUACUGUACAGUCCCUUCCAAACCAAAACCAGAGCUGUCUACUAUUCAUCCUAGUUUUCGUUCGGCCUUGUGUAACUGACACCGGGGCCAGGCUUGCUGGCUUUUCAAAGAUAACUCAAAGCUUCUAUUUUUGUUUAAAAAAAAAUGAUUGAGAAAGGAAAAAAAAAAGAGUCAAAAUAAAAACACUCACUGAACAUUGAUCACACUAGCCACUUUGUCACACAAUUUUGUUUUUAAAAUGCAUACUUGUUUUCAUUCCUUUUUUCUUUCUUUCUGGGUUUCUUUAUUUGUACAAGUCGAGAGUUGACAAAAAGUUUUAUACUAUAUUUUCCUACCGAGGUGUGUUUCAGUGUGAGCUAAUUAUUUUUGUUAUGUAGCUGGCAGGGGCUCUACUGGUGGAUUAUGUGCUGAAAAUUGGCGAAUAAGGUCUUCUUUCUCUGACGCUCCGUCUGGAUUGGAGAGCACCUAAAAGCUCCUGGACUCACUGGAGCCGUAGUGCUCUCCUAAAUCUGGUGUGGCGAGAGGUAGUGGGCUGCUUAAGAGGAUCUACCGAUUAAACUUCUGUCUCUGUGUAGCCUUUAGUGACCUUAAUGUUACUGCUUUCUCUGCUCUUUUCUGAAAGCCCGGUGCUCCCUAUUGUCCCAUAAGCCAUGCGACGGAACACUGUAGCCCUGGAUCUAUACUCUAAAUGACUCUGUCACAGCGAGUAGCAUCGUACUCCCCUCUUAUCAGUACUCAGGAAACCCUGUCAUCUGUAGCUCUUGCGAAAGGCCCAUAGAAUGUGCUUGAGGAGAACUCCCCCCCCAGAAAUGUGUGUGUGUAUAUAACAUAACCUCAGAAACCACCCUUAGAGAUGAGAAUUAGAAGAUUUGAUCAGAGGAUUCAUGUACUUGGUUCAGGAUAUCAUCAUUAAUAUUUCCCUUUUUCCUCUUCCUCCAAAAAAAUCGCUACUUAAUUCAGCACAAACCACCAGUAGCCCCUGAUUUAUAGAUUUUUUUUCUCCAAUAGGGUGCACCCUUCAACAGUGGUUUGCCCUGUAUUUUUUUUUAAUCUUAUUUGUUUGGUAGCAGUGGACAUUGCUUGCUAUACUUUGGGUUUUCAAUUAUGGUGAUUUUUGGAGCCUUGUCUCAGCACUUUGUUUUUUUCUGUACCUCAUAAGCCUCUAUAUAUAUGAAGAGUAAGUCAGAAAAUUAAUAAAUUUCAUGGUUUGACAUCAUAAAUUAA
Hippoglossus stenolepis (Pacific halibut) is the source of this 4193-nucleotide messenger RNA. RefSeq names its product MYCL proto-oncogene, bHLH transcription factor b (gene myclb). The transcript is spliced from 3 exons. Gene Ontology annotation, biological process: regulation of transcription by RNA polymerase II. The coding region runs from base 354 to 1805 and encodes 483 amino acids. Lineage: Eukaryota; Metazoa; Chordata; Actinopteri; Pleuronectiformes; Pleuronectidae. The record is from RefSeq and is a predicted model, not a curated record. Gene Ontology annotation, molecular function: protein dimerization activity; DNA-binding transcription factor activity, RNA polymerase II-specific; RNA polymerase II cis-regulatory region sequence-specific DNA binding.